Molecule: messenger RNA, 1059 nt
Organism: Morchella sextelata
Lineage: Eukaryota; Fungi; Ascomycota; Pezizomycetes; Pezizales; Morchellaceae
Exons: 3
Coding region: 1-1059 (352 amino acids)
Source: RefSeq, a predicted model, not a curated record
AUGUUACGACCCCAAAUCUCCGUAUAUUUUGCCGAGAAUUAUUUUCUGUACCUCUCCCCUACUUUCAUGUUCAUUGUCUCCGGGGUAUUAAUUCAUAACAACAACAUGGAUACAAGAAGUCACAUCGCCGUCGGUUAUACCAGUGGAAAUGGUCUGAACGGCACCUCAGUGAAUUUACCACAGAGACGCCUCGCCAGACAGCACACCAGGCAUUCUGACUCCUCCGAUCGCGGCAAAUUCUCCAUGGACCUCAGUGCUAGGUUGGCACGAAUUAGCAUCAGGCACGAGGUACCCAAAACACGUGCUGGAAUGCCGCGUGCGAAACCUCGUCUAUCCCAGAGAUUAACCAGGAACAAGUACGCCACCUACGGUAUCGAUGAACAGGAAUUCACCUCCGCCCUUCAUGCUAAGUUGACAAAAGUUCACGAAGAGCAAAUCAUUCUCGGGGAGAGGGAUUCAACGCAACCUAUUCCGUUUCAUUCCCUUCAUGUUAAGUUGGAAAAGAUUCGCGAAGAUCAAAUGAUGCUCGAUCAGAGUGAUUCAAUGACAGGCAAAAUGCUCGAAGAUCAGAAGCAAAAUGAUAUCGAUGCUGCGGGAGAGGCCCAAGUCAAGAACGACGACAGCAACAACGAUCCAGCAGAGCUGGACAGCAUCGCUGUCCUACAAAAAAGGAAGACGAUCUCCAGCAACGCGGAGAAAGCGAAGAAGAAAACAUCUGCUCCCGUCCGCCGCAAGCUCAAUACCACCGGAGCCCUAUCUCACAGCGCGACCAAACAGCCUGCGACCAAAAAGGACGGCGAUAAGGAAGGGAAGAUCGUCGAAGAAAAUGUGAGACUAACCCGUGCGGCAGCAAAAAAGCAAAUCCGUGACACUCCAAGAAAAACCCGCGCCACUACAAUGAAACAAACGCGUGCUGCUCCAACAAAGGUCACCAGCGACACCGCGAUCAAAAAUACGGCCAACUUUUCUUGCAAAUGCGGAUCCGAUUAUAUCCAGCUUUCCAGAUUUCUCAAGCAUCAGAAAACCUGCAAGAUGGGUAUGAAGAAGAUUGUCGCUUAA